This is a messenger RNA of Caenorhabditis auriculariae, 22473 nucleotides long. The record is from the annotation of a GenBank genome assembly. NCBI's taxonomy places the organism in Eukaryota, Metazoa, Nematoda, Chromadorea, Rhabditida, Rhabditidae.
AUGACGUCACGAUCAAUAGGUGUCUCGUCUCUCCGCUCUCUCAAAGUGCACCGGCCUCUGUGUCUCUGCCGAAGUUUCUGGUUUCUCGAAGCUCUCGCUUUGUUUGCAUCUGACUGCGGAAAUAUUUUUAGAGGUACCACAGGACUCGGCAAAUACUGUACUUCAAAAGAAAUAGGGCUUUGUUUCGUGAAUUUUCAUCUAAGAGGAAACAAAAUGGAAUAUAUUCUCUAUGGAGAUAGAUUUCUUUGAGUUUUUCAUAUAAUUAUUGCGUGCAACAAAAUUAAAUAAUACAAAUAAUGAAAUUCUCAAGUGAGCGGUGACUCACUUAAUAAUUUUUCUGAAUCAGAACCUCAGUUAAAAAAACACAAAAAGAACAUAGAUUUUGCUUAUUUUCAUUUUCACCAGCAUUAUAAGUGAAAGUUUCAAUAAUAAACACCGCAAACUGACUUCAAGUACUGACUUUCUCCAAUAGACAAAGAGAUACUAUACCUUCAUAAGGUUACAGUAAAACAGUUUUUUCUGUUCUUGGGAAGUUGCGACGGCCUCAUACGGCGACCCUCAGUAUCUCACUGUGGCGAUCAUGCCGGAAUGCAACGACUCUCUUCGAGAUGCACACUGUUUUGCCAACCAAGCCAUCUGCCCGACUGACGACGGUUCUCGCCGAUUCGACAGCACCUCUGCGCCUCCUCACUCUCGGCCGGCCGCCCGUCCGCCGUCGUUGUUGUUUCGCAUUUUCAGUUCUCUCGUCGUUUGAGACCUCCCAAUCUCGUUCCCUCGCUUCUCUUUUCCUUUAUCUUUUUCUUCUUCUCGUACCCACCCACCAGACAUGUUUUACUGCUUUCAUUCACUGCGCGUAGUGUGAAUCUCUGCUGCUCUAUUCCACAUGUUGCGUUUUUCCUAACUAUUUAUUAAAUACUUCUUUCACAGCGGCUCGCUUUUCAUUGGUUCCUUAUACGUAAUUCCAAUGAACGAACGCAAAAAAUUGAAAACUUUUUGUUUCUCUGCUUCCAAAACCUAUAAAAGGAACUCACAGCAAAAAAAAAAACGCAUUGCAUAUUACUCAGAAUUUAGUUUUUGAAGUUUUUCAUUUCCUAGAUCUGAGACCAGGAGUAAAAAACUAUCCAUACUUCAAUGUUUGGGACAUAGAAUUACGAUUUUCUUUCAAAAACAGUUCAUCGAGUCUUGUCACCAAAUUUUUCUUUCCCACUAGGUUCUAACAUGAAAGUUAAAUUAAUUGUCUUCUGAAAACUUUCUCAUUGGUUUGUAAUAAUCUUAGUUCUACUCAGAAUGAUCCUCUUUGAACCUCAUCGGCCUGACUGUUAUCAAUCCGACUUUCGUCUGUCAAAAGCGAUAUUUUUUGAAAUUCAACGCUGAUAAAGCGAGAUCAAAUUAUACUUAUCUUUGGAGUCAUUGUGGAAGUUUUUUACACCUGCUUCCCUGAGCAAUCAGCUGCAAAAAGAUUUCCAGUGAGAUAUAAUAAUUAGGAGUAAAGUUCAUUCGCUGAAAUUUCUCCUCGUGAAAGAGUGACAAUAGGGAAAAAUAAUCCGCUGAUGAAUGCUUCUCGUAAAAAAAGAAAAUAAAAACGCUAAUCCAACAAGAAUGACUAUGAUCAUCUCGUAGGAUUUACCAUAGGACAAUAGGUCCUGAGUCGCUUUCAGUAGAGAUCAUAGAUUACUGGAAGUUACUCUGCUGUUCACCGGCUUCGCUUACACUGAGACAUGGCUCUUGCGCUUGUUUUCUUACAUUUUUCUGAGAAACACCUAUCGAAAUCUGAGACUUUGUCAGAUUUGGAAGUGCGAGCUUUUUUUUGGUAGAAACCAUCUUCAGGGUUCACCUUUUUACUGAGUUAUCAUUUUGCUAAUAAUUUUUUAAAGUUUGUUUUUUCUUUUGUAAAAUUUGUAAAUUCAAUCAUUCAAAAAAUUUUCCAUUUCUUCAUGAUUUUUGUUGAAACCCUGACAGUUCAAAUAAAAACGUAAAAGAAACCAGACUCUGCAUUUUCACGCCUCGGAAUUGAUUAUCGUAUAACUCUACUGAAUGUAGCGGAAACCUCACUAAACAAAAGGUUACAGGUGAGGCCAUGGCUUUUGUGUCCGGAGGAGGCGGAGGCCUCCCGCCUGGACAGCAGCCGACAGCGGCUGGGCCUUCAUCCUCAAACGGAACAGCUCCAGGAUUCAGCCAACAGAUCAUCGUGAGAUUUUUUCUUUUCUCGUUGUUGCUCUUCCGGAAAAAAGACCACAAAGCGUGGGACAGAAAACAGUGUGAAUGCGUCGUUUCAAUCGCUCUUCCACGGCACAAAAGAAGCACGCCGCCCAAUUUUCACGUUUUCUCGCCGUUCCGUGUCCAAAAAUCAUUUUCAUGGCAGAAUGGCUAUAAAAAUUUUUGAAAGUUUUCGACGUUUUGCGAUGCCAUUAAAAAUUUGAAAUCUGAAUGCACGUACGAACAACAAUUUGAAUUUUCUGAAAACAAUAUGAUCCAACGACAAAAACAAAAAUGAAGUCUUUAUCAAAAUUGAGGAUUCUGCAAAUCUUGAAAGCAUCAAAUUUGAAGCUUGAAAUUGUUUGUUACUGAAUAAAAAUAUUCUUUGAAAAUGCAGGUCUAGCAUAACUGACAGCUGCACAGACUUCCUCGAUUUUGACAUGAGGUUCCCGAUAACUUAUUUUUACACUUUCCCUCAAAAUCGGACAACAGUUUUUUUCUACAAAUUAUCUCAACGGCAAAAAACUUGUCCUUUUCUCGAAUCUACAAAAUAAUGAAAACAAUGACCUUAAUAACCAAAAAUAAUGGCGGAUUCUGAAAAAAAUAAUGAUAAAAACACGAAUGAUAUGGAAAUUUGUGUACGCGUACCCAUUGUCGGGCAGCGACUGUCCUCGAUUUAUCCUCGUUGUUUUGACUGACGCCGUCGUCGAUGCAUUGCCAUGCACGUGUAUCUGAUACCCCCGAUUUUGUGCCAAAAAUAGAAGCCAAGUGUGUGGCGAUUUGUUGAUGUUUUGCCGUUCUUUUCCAAUUCUAAAGACUCUGAUGACGUUUCUCGCUUAUCUGACCAGUGAACUCUUCUCAGAAUCUUUCUGAUUUUCCCUUUAAGUUUCAGUUCUAAAAAAUUUUCAAAUUUUAUUUUCAUGAUCAACGCGGUCGUUCUCUGAGGGUAAGAACUUUGAAAAACUAUGAAUUUGAAAUGAAAAACUUUGCGGGAUCGAUAUCUGUUUUUUUCAAUUUUUUUAGACUUUCAACUAGAUUAUGGAAAAAAAUUAGAUUCCUAUUCGUUUGAGGUUGAAUUUAAAUUAUAUCUGGAAAAUUAUAAGCUUUGUGCAAAAUGCGUUUCCGAUUUACCCCUACAAAUAAAGAAAAAAAUCUUGUUUGUAUUUCUUUGUUUUUCAUAUUGAGUGAACAAGAUAUUUUUGUAUUCUCAAAGAAUACAUUUAUUCUCCAACCCGGGAGUACAAUUUUGCAAAUUUCAUUUUUCCAAGAUUAAAAAAAUUAUUUAAAAAGUUUUUUUAAUGUCGUAUAACAGAAGUUAAUUAUUUUUUUCCUGAAAGCUCCACAUUUCAAGUUUAAAUUAUAUUUCCUAAUAUUUUUUUAGACUAGGUAAGAGAAAAUGAAUUUGGUGGACGCAAAAAGACGUUUUUCUGCAUAACAGAGACGUCCAAGGACAUGAAGAGGCAUUUUCUGCCGUUCCUAAUAGAGAAAAGCGGACUUCACACAAAAUUCCUAGUGAACUUUUUUUUUAAAUUUCAUCGCACGUCUUUGAUAAUAGCUUUACUAAACAUCUCAAAAAAAAAUUCUUGCUCGAAAUUUUUCUGAUUCGCAGUAAUUUUAUCGCAGGUUACUGGAGACAACUGGAGAUAGGUAGGUGCAUGGUUUGCAACUUUAACAUUUGAGGUAUGUUUUCACAAGUUUUUUGAACAAACUUCAUUUGGGUGUAUUUAUUUUUUCAUUAUCUCAACUUGAAUGUGAUUUCAAAAGAAUAAAAUGAUGAUCUCCGCCAUUUGGCCCGUGGAAACCCUAAGAACACCCGCACAGUACGUCAUGUCGCGAAGCAAACUGUUCCGUCAGCUUUGAUAGCUCAAGAAACGGACACGUUGCCGACACGUGCACGGCACCGAAUUCCAAUGUCACACUGAGCACUCGGGAACAUUUCAAACUGAUAAGAUAAUAAGGGUAAUUUCAGCGAGUAGGCCGGUUUAUUACUUUGAAACGAUGUAAAAGAGUAUUUGGUAAUGAGAAGGCGAUCAGCAGUCUAAUGAAAUGGUUUCUUGCUAAUGAAUGAAAGAUCUUCUGUAGUUUUUGUUUAGUACGGGAUCCAUUCCAUCUGGGCAUUCUUAUAAAUAGGAGUAAUGAUGAAUUAAAGCGCUUUAUAAUCGUUUAGAUUAAUUUUUGAUGUGGUCGUUGUAAAUUAUUCUAAGAACUAAUUUUGUAAGUGGCAGACGAGAAAGAAAAAAGUAAUUUAUCAGAGUAAUGUGAUUUUCCAAAAUUCAAUGGCGUUAGAUUCAUUUCGUUUAUAUUCUUGAGAAGAAAAACGAUUUUUCUUGCUGUUGCAAGUUUUUCGAGAUUGCAAACUUUAAAGUAAAAAAAUGUACAUUUGAGAGUUUUUAGAGUUGUUUUCGAAAAAUCUCAUCCGUCCAAGUGGAAUGGUCAUUGAUAUCAAUUGGCGCAAUUCAACCAAAAGAGUAGUUGAACCGUGAAAAACUAAAACAGUUGAGAAGAAACAAAACGCAGUUCGUUCACUGAAUAAUGCUCCAGGAUUGCCCUCUGCUGUUAGUUUUUGCCAUGAAGCAAUGUUUUUUGUUCAAAAGGACUGUAUGUUACUGCACUUUGAUUUAUCACAUGAAAUCCUCUUUGAAAGAAUUUUCGGACGGCACCAGCCAGUUCCAUCCCUUUUUCCAUGAUUUUUGAUCCCUUCUAUAAUUUUUUUAAAGAAUAAAAAAAUAUGUGAUGUUCGUUGCUCACUCACUUGACUUCAAAAACGAAAUGAUGCUGGAGUCACACGACUCUUUUUCUUCAGCCGUUGGUUUUUGCUCUGUCAAGAAAAAAAGAGCAGAGAGAGGCCUCAGGCGAAAUAACUCGCAGAUAAUGAGAGUUCAAACCUUCGUUUCAUUUUCUCUUUUUCAUUUUUAAAGAAGACGAUCUUUCCUCAAUUUUCGGAAAACAGAAUUCUGUGCAAAAAAAAAACAGCUAAUUUGGAACGAGCAUCUCAUUGGCAACCAUGGCUUUUUUUCUGAGUUUAGAAAGAGUUUAAAAACUGACGAAUUUAAUGAAUUGGCUGUCUACUAAAUUUUUCGGUCUUAUUUUACCGUCAUAUUUUUAAUUUAAAUUUGGUUUUUUUCUAGGCGUUUCGUUCAAAUUUUUUUGCUCGAAAAAUUUAUAUUUGAUGUUUUUCUGAUUCGUUUCGUGUCGUCUGCCAGUGAUAGGCCGCUUGAAAUCAGUUAUCACUCAGAAAAAGAAGACAAGCAGACUAUCGAUGAGGUGCAACGGGACCGUAGGGUAAUUUGCUCGCUUGCUCAUGUGAUUUGAGCCUUAUCACUGGCCAAACGAUAAUACCCACUCGACGCCACUUCGUUCAUUGAUUCUUUGGCGGAAAAAAGCGAGCGAAUGUUGCCAAAUCAGCCUAUCUUUGUCUUUGUUUCUCUUCUCUCUAUUCUUCUCGCUUCUAUGACCUUUUUUCGCAAGCAUUUCGGCACCACAGAUAGCUGAUCUUAGUUCCCUUUCACGGGUUAAAAAAAGUUAUUUUUAAAAGAGAUAAGUUUUUUUCAUUUUUUCGAGUAGUUUAGUCAAAAAAAAUAGCUUAACUAAUUUUCACAUCAAUUUUUGAUAUAACCGGAGAAUUAUGCAACUUGAAUUUUCAAGUAUCCAUUUUCAAUUUCAUUUCCAAUUUUGGAAGUAAGGAAUCCCCGAGAGAGAAAGAGAGAAGAGAGGUUUGAUCGGUUGUUUGGCGAUUUUCAGCGGCUCUUGGCUUUUUGCCCCAAUUGCCAUUGAUCAUUGGCCAUUGCGUCCCUCUUUCACAAGUAUGAAAGACCAAGGAGGGAGAGAAAAAGAGGAAAGAGCAGCGUUUGCUGCGGACAGAUGUAAAAUAAUGAAAUCUGAGGCAUUGGGAGGGUGAAAGAUCAGAAAAAGUUGAGACGCCAGCACACAAGCAUCAAAGAGAAAAAAACCACCUAUAAUAGAAACAUUAAUAAAAGAUUAUGUUUAGUUUUUGAUUCAAAAGAGAAGGAAAUGUUUGGAAAAAAAGAAAUAGCGAUCGUUCUAAUAUUUUUCUAGCUUGAACCAAAUGAAAAAAAGUUCUAUAGCCUUGAAAAACAAUAAUAUUACUACAGAGACUUCACCUUUUCGCAAAAAAAUUGCGUUUAUUAGAAAAAAACACUAUAAAUAUUGCUGAAGAUCUUUAGUUAGCGGUGUACGCUAAAGUCGCUAAGAUCUAUCUAAACAUUAUCACUAGCAGUCACGAGGACUGACCACACAAACUUUAACAAGUUUUAUUCUUGCAGGAGAUGAUCUUUCAACAGCAGCUGCAGCAGCAGCAGCAGCAGCAGCAACAACAGCAACAAGCCCAGCAGCAGGUUCAACAGCAGGUUCAACAGCAGGCCCAACACCAGGCCCAGCAACAGGCCCAACAACAGGCCCAACAACAGGCCCAACAACAGGCCCAGCAACAGGCCCAACAACAAGCCCAGCAACAGGCCCAACAACAAGCCCAGCAACAAGCUCAAGAAGUUCAACGCCAACAAGCUCUACAACAACAACAAGCUGCAUUUCAGCAGCAGCAAACUGCUGUGGUCAACCAACAGCUUCUCCAAGGUAGUUGAACCUUACUGGCUGAGCUAGAAAAUUGAAUAGAAGAUGAAGUGAGAAGAAAAUUUGGCUCAUUCAAAAAAUUAACGUUUGAAUGUGAAAAAUAUUCCUUUUUUCAAAUUAAACUUUUCAUAUCCACGUUUUCAGAUUUCGGCGUACAUAAAGAAUAUAUAUAUAAACGAAUUCGAUUUAAUGGAAAGAGAACUCAAAGCGAAUUGUAUUCGAGAGUGAAAAAUUAAUUUAAAAAUAAAAUGAUUUCAAUUUGUAGAGGAAUGAUUUCAAAAUUUUUGAAUAGUUUUCCAUACGCUGAUACAGGACUGGUCAACGCUAUCACCCAAGUGAAUCCUCACGCUCCUCAACAGCAGCAGCAGUUCCAGCAGCAGCCGGGACCUGCUCAAAAUCAGAUGCUCUCUCAGAAUGUGAUCAACGCUCUUCUGCUGCAGCAAGUUCAAGUUUAAAUUUCCUGUGUUCUUGUUUUCUGAAUUUCUUUUUGCAGAACCAGGCUAACACUCUUCUGAAUCCCGCUUUGCUGUACUACCAGCAGCUAUUGCAACAGCAGACUCAGCAGCCACAAGCCCAGCAGAACCCGCUAGUUGCACCUCAACCUCAACCUCAAGCUGCUCCUCUCGUACAAAUUCCCCACUCUCAAGCUCAGCUGCAGCAACAAGUUCAACAACAGGCUCAACAGCAGGCUCAGCAACAAGCCCAACAAAACCUUCUGCUUCUGUUGCACCAACAUGUUAGUUGACAUCCUCACAAAAGAUUCACUACGACAGCCUUGUUUUUUCAUUCAUUUAUAUCCAUUUUUUUUUUGAUUGAAUUGUUAGGAAACCUAAGUGCUACCAAUAUGAGAAAUUUUCAAGGUUUUUUUUUCAAAUUACAGAAAACAGGGAUUUUUUUUUGAAUAACGGAUUUCUAGCUCAAAAAAAGUUUUGAUGAAAAAUUAUUGAUAAGAAGAAAAUUGAAGUUUCAAAAUUUGAGGCUGUUUGUACAAACAUUUCGGAUUCUUCAUACUUUGAAACUUUGAACGGAAUAACAAAAACUUAAUGAAUGAUAAGCUCAGUUUUCUUCAAAAAUCCAGUUUGAAUGACUGAAAAAUUUAAAAUGACGUUUUUGCUUGCACUUUUUAAGAGGUAAUAGUAAAAGGAUUGAAGUACAAAUUUUUGAAUAGGAUAAGGUAUGAGUAACCUGUCCAUUCUUUGAUAAGAUUCAUAGGAAAUCAAAAAGUCAGUUUUAUGAGAAAAGCUCAUGUUUUAAUUUGAUAUGAAAGCGGUAUAAAUUUGCAUUUGAUUUAGGCGCAAAGCCAACAGCAACAGCAGAUCCAGCAGCUCCAACAGCAAGGAUCGUCGCAGCAGCAUCCAAACGUGGCCGUUCCUGUUGCCAACGCAAACGCUAUCGCCCAGGCUUUACAACAAUUGAGUGCCGGAGGACAUUCUUCUGGGAUCACUCCAGGUGAGAUCAGAUUUGCGGUUCCCCAUAGCUUCGAGAAUAUAGCAUCGACGGGUAACGUUGAAUCGCAUAUGAAUGCGCAAGAGCGGCUGAUGGCACUGCUCGCCGAUCAGCAGAACAUGGCGCAGCAACAACAGCAGAAGCAGAUCCAACAGCACUUGGCUCAGUCGAGCUCUCGACGAGAGGAGCUAAUUCCAGCUCAAAAAGGGUUGCUUUCUACAAACUCCGUCCAUUCGAAUCCUAUCGGAAUCGCCACGCCAAAUUCUCACGCCUUGCCAUCGAGCACCCAAAUUCAAGCGACUGUAUCGGAGGCUCUGAAUCAAGGCGCAGUGCAGGCUUUACCUUCACACGUUGCUCAACCUCAGUCGACAUCUCAACAGCUACCUCAACAACAGAAAGGCAACAACGAAUCGAUUCCCGAUCACAUCAAUCGCAUAAUCAGCGAAAACGAAGUUAUAUUGCAAGGCGACCCGGUAGGAGUUGAGUCCGUUGGUGCAGUAAAGAGUGGAUGAAUCAUGUAGGUAAUCCGCAAGAAGCGUCCCUAUCAUCGGCAAGUAGGUGCGCAAUCAUCAGUCGAUCACGACAGUAACAGUGGUGGUGAGUGGUGAUGUGGUUGUGAUCUUUCCACCGAUGCACCCCAGGAAGUCGUCGAUUCUUCGACAGCUCGUGGCUGACUGAACCGCGACGCGCACGCAAACGCAAUUCUUUGCAAAUUUUUAAACUUAUGAAAAAUGCGAUUCUCAAAGCUUUUCAGACAAGGAAAAUUUUUAGGAGCUUAGUCAUUGAUUAUUCGCAAGUUGCACCAUUAGCAUAAUGGGUUUGGAUUACGAGGGUUAUGAAUGAGUUAUGAAUUCACACCAUGCCUGCAUGACCGACAGCUUUUUAGGGUACUCUCUGAUAAUAAUAUUGUUAAUGCUUCAUAAAUAUCGUUGGAGAGACAGGAAAAACAAAGGAAAUAAAUUCAAAAAGUUCUAUUAUUUAACUCUGAGAAAGAUAAUCUGCGUGUGCUUUGCGGUUUGAAGCGUCCGUCCUAAAAUAAUCUACAAAUAAUGCCAUGUUCGAAUUUUCACAAUCGGAUGGAAAUUGAUUUUCCUCGCUGUUCGGAGAGUUUUUUUUUUGGUAAGUUUGAGGUCACGAAAAGAUGAAUAUAUUUCGACCACCAAGAAAACGUUUCCCGUGACCUUCUCAAGCAUGAUAAACUAAACACUCGACAUCACAAUAAAAGCAUGUUAUCGGCUAAACACUAUGUGGAACAUUAACAACGUGUGCAAAAAUGAAAGACUGAAUAUGAGAUUCUUCAGGAUCGACGCGAACGUCGCCUGGCCUGAAGGACUCGCGAAUGUUGCAGGCUGCCAGCAGAAGUCAGUCGCUGUUUGAGCUUUCGGUAAGCUUCGCCAAGAUUCGCAUGCACUCAUCUUUUUGUCUUGUGCCUUCAGAACCAUCCUUCACGUUCCUUUCUUGGCAGUCUGACAUCGGGUCACCCGAUCGUCCGCAACCAUAGCCAGCCUCCUCCGCCUGAAUGCACCUAUUGCAAAAUUUCGUAAGUGAUCACUCACACCUUUAUCUUUCUGUUUCUCUGCUUCCAGGUUUCCUCAUGAGAAUAUUCAAGCUCACGAACAAGUUUGCGCCAAGCGAAAAGAGGAGGAUGUAAGUUUUCGAUGACUGGGAAAGAGAUCAAAACGUGAUUUCUGACGAGAACGGGUUUCAUUGUGCUCAUCUUCUAGUUUUCUGAAUUUCCCUUUUUUCUACCUCUUCCGCCUAGACGUGCACCGGUUUGAACCGUCUUUGCUCUCUUUUCUCCUAUCAUUGAGACUAUAAAGGAGUAAAAACAGAAUUUCAGCAUUAUUGAAGUGUAUAGAAAACAAACUGUUUCAUUUUGUAGUAAAUAGGGUGUAUGCAGGUUAGAGCAUACUUGUCUUCAGUCUAACAAAAGCUCUUUCACAUAAAAAUCAAAUAUAUGGAACUUUAUUAGAUUUUAUCAAUUUUCUGUUUAGCGGGCAGAAUUUAUUUAUCAGGAAACAUAAGAUCGUCCUUUUCGUUCUAAGAUUACCUGAUUUUGAAAUCCUUUCAUCAAGAGAUGUUAAAAAUUACCAAUUUGUGGGGAGAUUUUUCUUGAAAAUGUUUUUAUAAAAGUAUCAAUACUAUAAAGUAGUCCGUUUCGUAACAACCUAAUAGUGAAUAAAACACCAUAUAAACCAGUGCUUCAAAAGUAUUGGCCUAUCCUUAUGAAAAAAAUUUGAUGUUCAGUAUUCGGGGAUCUAUAAAAUUAAAACAUGAAAAAGAAAAAAAAAUUCAUUAUUUUCUUCUUUUCUUGUAGCGAUCAUCUUUUUUUUUGAAUUGAGUUUCUGAACUUCUUGUUGCAUACAACCACCCAUUCGUGAUAAAGUGAUACACAAAUAUCUUCUUUUUAUGAAGUGAUUAGUAUACAAUGAAGAGAUAAUUUGAGAAAGAAGGUUUUGCAGCAUGUAAAACAGUCGUUGGCUCAACAGCAGCAGCUUCAACAACAACUUCAGCAACUGCAGCAGUUCGCUCAGCCGCAAGCUUCUCCUGCUGGGAGUUCAAGGGCUCCACAGCCGCCGUUUGAAGAGCGUCGCAGCCAUCCGCUGAAACGAAAGUUGAUGACCGCUGCCAACUAUUUUGAGAACCAACCAAGUUCCUCGACUCAGCCUUCUACUUCUCAACAAGGCUUUCAUGCCGUUGAGCCUAAUGCUAAGAACUACAGAAGGGUCCGUUAUUGCUUGUCCACUCACAAAUAUACAAAUAUGACUUUUUAUUAGAACAUAUUUCAAAAAAAAAGUUAAACGGUCCUCAGAAUGUUUCUGUUUCAAAGAGUUAUCAGGGUCCGCGAGACGAAAUGUGCAAAUUUUAAUGCUAGAUCUGAACCUCAAAGCGACUGCGAUGCUCUGAAAAAUUUUGAAAGUGACGAUAAUCUAUGAUAUUAUCAAAAGUGGAAUUCCUCAUUUCUACUGAAUUGGUUUAUUGUCCGUCUUCAUUUCCUUUUCUCAUUGUCGCUGAUUAAACUUUUCUUCCAAAAUUUUGUUUUUCUCAAGGACCCCUUUCUUUACUAUUUCUCUCUAUCAUUUCCAAAGCAACGUCUUUCAAACCCUUGUUUUCCAUCAUUACUUGCCUUUCAGGAUAACAACGACAUAAUUGUGAUUGACGAGAAGAAGCCUGAUAGAAUCGAAUCGCAUCACACCGCGUUCUCGAGAAGGUUUGAAUCAUUUCUUCUUCUUCUGGAAAAUAAGGUGCAAGUCUUGUUAGGGAAAAGUCUGAAACGAGAACAACUCCUGGACUCAAUGACAGGUUGGAAAGGGACCUCUUUUGGGUUGGCAUGUUCUAGCUUCCUAUUUUUUGCUUUAUGCUUUGUUUUCUAAAUGUCUUUUGUCUUUUGUCCUCAUUUUCUUAUUUCGCGACGACUUGACAGCUAAAAAAAUUUUUGAUUACAACUAUAUGGUUUUUUUUUGGGAAUCCAGGCAAUUUUCUUAGCCUUCCAAAGAUAUCGGAGUCUGUUUAUAAUUUUUGUCUAAAAAAAAGAGGGAUAAUUUCAAAAAAAUGAAUUAAAAUUCUUUUGAUAUUUUAUGGAUUUUUCAUCUAAGAUUAUUUUUGAAUGUCACGCGCUUAAAAGCGGAAAACUUUUGCGAGAACCGCGUUUUUUAUUUGAAGCUUCAUGAUUUCGCAGAAAAGAGACGAAAAUGUUCACAAUUUUUGAAGUUUUGGGAACAGCAAUUCUUUCGAAAACCUUGACAGCAGACUACCUUAAGUUUAAUUCGAGCAUGUGAAAUUAAUUUGCCUAAAAUGCGAUUUCCAGGCUUACAUUUCCAUGUUUUUCUGCAAAAUACUGAAAUUUCUGAAGUUAUGUGCCAAUGCUUUUUUUUGUGAGCGUGAAACGUUAUCUAACAAAGCCUCAAACGAAGUAGAACUUGAAGCGAACGAAAAAUUUGUUUCUGAGCUUUUUACCCAAAGCUUUAUAUAAUUUUUUGGAAUUGGGAGAACUAUUCAAAGAAUUAAACUUUAAGGUCGACAGUUCCUUCUUUCGCGAAGACGUUGGAGCAAAGACAGCAGCCGACGCCUCUGGUCAUUCCUGCUCCGGUAGCGACUCCAGCGCCAGCAGCCACUCCAGUUCCACAACAACCACAAAUUACAAAUCAGAAUCAACUGGUAAGGCACUAACUUCGAAAAUUACCAAAGUAAACGAUGUUUAGUUGGCACAACUAGCCGCAGUGGCAGCAGCCCAAGGAGGAAGUAGCCUCGUUCAUCUUGUUCAAACCAACCCAACCGCCGUAAUCCUAGCUCUUCAACAGCAACAACAACAACAACAACAAGCUCAACUUCUUCAACAACAAAUUCAAAAACAACAGUUUCAAGAACUACAACAGCAACUUCAACAACGACAGCAACAACAAGCACGGGCCCAAGCAGAGGCUCAGGCUCAAGCUCAAGCUCAAGCCCAGGCUCAGGCUCAGGCUCAAGCCCAGGCUCAAGCCCAGGCUCAAGCUCAGGCUCAAGCCCAGGCUCAAGCUCAGGCUCAGGCUCAAGCUCAAGCACGUGCUCAAGCAGAAGCCCAAGCUCAAGCUCAAGCCCAGGCUCAAGCUGCAGCUGCAGCUGCUCAAGCCGCUCAAGCUGCUGAAGCCGCGCAAAAAGCUGCUGAAGCCGCGCAAGCCGCUGAAGCUGCGCAGAAAUCUGCUCAGGCAAUCCAAGCUCAGGCACAAACAAAAUCAUUGGCUACUUCUUCGCCGCAACCCUCAGCAUCUCAAAAUUUACCGGGGUUCACAGCUCCCUCAACAAGUUCCGUUCCGCCUAUAUCAACAAGACAGGAGUCCAACGUUUUUUCUUGGGAAGACCUUGACAUUGAUGGCAACGUUGAACGACCGUACUGGCUAGUUCUUUCUCAGCCGGAAGCCACAAAGCCGUCGUUUAUGGUCAACGACAGCACAGGAUCGCGACGGAUUCGUGGGAGAAGUAUAACUUCGGAGACAUUCAUGUGUAUGCAUCGUCCUCAACCCAUGUUUGUUGAGCAGAAAGGAAAUCUCUCCAUGUACUCCAACUGGCAGCAGGUUUUAUAUGUCUUCAACUAACCAUAAGCUUUAACCAAGGAAGGUCAUUUAGUACAAAAUUUUCGAAAUUAGAAGAAAAGUCAAACUUUUUUUUUAUCAAAAUGAUCUUCUUAAUAAUAGUACUUAACUUUUCGAAUGUGUGACGCUCGGCUCUGAACUCGGCUUUUUGCUUUUUUUCGGUUUUGCUUGAGAGAAAUUUUACAGUAAAAUAUUUCGAGAAUUUGUAGUUUCAGAUAACCAUCAACGAGAGCGAAUCGAAACUCAAUUUGUUGUUCAUGGGGAUGUGUUCUACUAAACCAAGAACUGGAGUGAAGCCUUUCUGGCGAUACACCAUCGCAAAUAGAGAUCAGGGACAGUAUCGUAUGACUCAUUCUUCAUACUGGGACCACAGCGCCAAGGUUAAAUUAUCUUGUUUCUUUUCUAUUGAUAAUCUCUUCCAGAUGAGAACACGUCAAUUGCAACCAUCUGAGACGGCGAAACCUGAAGAAGAGAUCGACUACAACUUGCUCGACCAGAUCGUAGCUUCCAAUCAAGCUUUGAAAGAAGUUUGAGUUAGAAAAAAUUCAUUUUUAAAAAUGCUCCAUAUUAGGACUUUGACGAACCAGGCCCUUCUCGAGUUCCGACAGCCGAAAUGAUCCAAAAAGUGGAUGAAGAAGAAAACGUGGAAGCCCAUUCAUCAGGGUUCUCCAAUUUCAAACAAGAAGAACUGAACGUAGAGGACGACGAAGACGAAGAGAUGUCAGUUAUCUUAAAACUGUCAUACUUCAUCUUAUUCUAUUUACUUCAGAAGAGUUGAUGACGAUCAAAUAAUCGUCGUUGACGACAAACCUCCGAGUUCUUCGAAUACACCUCCACCGAAUGGAAUCGCGUACAAAGAACCAGAAUCUCCACGAGUUUCUGCUAAUGUUUCGGCCUUGAGAGCUCUUCGACCAAAAGGGAAUAAAGUCAUGGGUGGCUAUCGGACAGACGAGGCGAGCAUUUAGAGCUUUCUUUUUCUGCCACGACCAGUUGGAAUCUGAAAACUUUCCCACACAUUACAUUUUAGUUUACCCACUUUUUUUGCUUUUAAUCGGGUUUUAUUUCGUUCUAGGUUUAUGUAUACGUUCGUGGACGAGGGCGCGGGAGGUACGUUUGUGAUCGUUGUGGGAUUCGCUGCAAAAAACCGAGCAUGCUGAAAAAGCAUAUUAAGUUCGUUUUUUGCAUUUUCCUGUAGUGAGCACCCUUUUGCAAUCAAACUUCUACCUUUUUCCAUUUUUGGUUACCAUGAAACUGCAAUAUUUCAGAUCACACACUGAUAUUCGACCAUUCAAAUGUGCCGAGUGCAAUUUUUCUUUUAAAACUAAAGGAAACUUGACAAAACAUCUAAGCUCAAAAACACAUCGGCGUCGGGUGAUGAAUGGUAAGCACUAAUUCUUCAUUAACGAAUUUUAGAAUCGCCUCUUAACAUGCUAAUAUGCUUCCAAAAAAGGCGUUUUCAUGGGCAAUUUCAGUCUUUUUCUCAACAAAAAAAAGGCGAACCACUGCUGAGUAUACUAAAAAAGAGAUUUUCUUCCCCUUUCAUCACAAAAACAAAAUGUUUCAAAAAAAAGAGGUCUUAAAAAUUAAAAUUCCUGCAGGUAAACGACCAGUACAUCGAAACUAUUUCUUCGAAUGCACAGGAAAAACUGUUCCGAGUAACGAAGUCUUCCUUGGAAGAUGUUCUUUGAAAUAUUCUAUUCAAAAACAAAAAAAUUUUGCCAAUAAUUUUCAGAAACCUAAUACUUUAACUAGUCGCCAGUUGACUUUAAAAACUAUUUAUUAAUUUACUUUUGCCAGUAUCGCUUUUUCAGGCGACAGCGACAGCGAAGACAGACUGGAGAUUGCUCUGUCAGAUGAUGGCAAAGACAGCAACGAAAAGAACUACUUUGAUGAAAUGGACGCUAAGUUAGAAAGUGGAUUGAAACUUCAUUGAAAAGGAUUUUUAGUAGCUCGGACGAGGAAGGCGAUGACCACAUCAUGGGAAAUUCGGAGCAUCACGUGAAGAAGUUCGGACAAGAGCAGAUUCUGCUGGAGAGGUCCGCCCACACGCCGCCGACCCGUUGGAUGCUGGUCGACGGAGACUCCGACGGCUGCUGGCCUGUCGUUGACGUCGAUCGCAAUUGUAGCAGUGCCCCGCCUUCGGCUGUCGACGAGAGCUCCUCUCAUCGUUAGUUUUUUAGAUUUUAUAACGGAAAGAGAAGGAACUUUAGUUUUGAAAGUGGAUGAGAAUACUCUACCUCACUGAUUCCAGAGUAUACCGAAAAGUCUCUUAUCCAAUUCUUUUAGAACUCUCCGCAGCUGUUUUACCGACGGCUCAAACGCUGCUCGUUCCAGCUCAUUCCACAGUUCCUUUGGCGAUAAACUCCAGUCCAAUCGCUCCUGCAACGCUUCCACAGCCCCACCAUCAACAAGUUCAAGUAGAAUCCUCACUAAAUCAUGAAUCUACUCUUGAUUUCUUCAGGUUUAUACGGUGCAUACAGUCCCAGCAAGCUCAUCGAUUCACAAUUUCGUUUUAAAAAAAGAGGUAGUAAUCAAACGGAAAGUUUAUUUAACAGGUCCCUUCAGGAAACAUUGAAAUGCGAUCAAUGUGAUAGAACCUUCCGGAAAUCAUCCGAUCUCAGUUUGCAUCAACACACGCAUAACAUCGAAAAACAGCAAACUAAAAACCGGAUGUUCCAGGUCAGCUUUGAAAAAAAUCGAUUUAAUAAAAUUUUUAAUUAGUGCCCGGAAUGUCGUCUGCCAUUGAGAACUAAAGCUCUGCUCGCAAAGCACGUCGAAACAGCUCACGGAAGCCAUGUGAGUUUUUUUCUGAGAUAUGAGUUAAAAUAAAAAAAACAGCGAAAAAAAUUAUUUACUGGUUACAAAAUGAAAUUCCUAUAGAAAAAAAUGUUUAAUAACUCCGAAAGCUGCAAUUCUUUCAAAGAAGAUUUGUUUCCAGCCACCCUUUCCUCGUGGAGAGUACCGAAAAAUGUUAUUUGAAGCUUUUUUUGCACACUUUUCCUAAAAUCUUUAUCGGUACCAGAUUUUAUUUUUGCUAGAAAUUUACGACCAAAAUCUGCAAUGCAAUAUUCGUAACUUUUCUGGUGAUUCGUCGAAAUUUCGAACAUUUAUUUGGAAAAAAUCGAGAUUUAAAAAAAUUUCAAGAUUGAUGACAGCGUGACGGCUAACAUUGACCCGGCCGCCUCGACGCAAUCAGUUCUUGUCGGAAGAACUCCAGCUGCAAACAACAAUCCUCGUUCCUUUGUCUGUAACGACUGCAGCAUUGGCUUCCGGAAGCAUGGCAUUCUCGCCAAGCACCUCAGGUCUGUGACAGUGAUUCUACCUUCUGGUCCCAUCUAAUUUCUGAUGAUGGUCGAAUAACUUUAAAACCAUAGAAGACUUCUUAGACUGUACAUUUCAUCUGAAUUCUGAAACGCAGCUUUGAUAAUUCUAAAAACUUACUUUAAAAUAAUUGACUUCUUAUUGCUGCGAGAAAUACACAUUCUUCUAUCACUAACCUCAACAGAAUUUCUGAAUGAAACAUUUUCUCGGGAAAAAAAGCCUUCUCUACUAACAAAAAAAAGCGCAAACAUUGAAUUUUUUUGAGAAUUUUUUUCUUUUUUGAAUUUAUGUUAAGAUCGAAUUUGAGCUUUUUGGCGUUUUAACUUAACUGAAGAAAGAAUUUCUGAAAAAUUUCAAUCAAACUAAUGUGAUUCACGUCUCAGCUCAGCUUUAGAAAAUUUACAAAACUCGCCUGGUUCAUGUCGAUUAAAAAAUGAAACGUCGAAACAAUCAUAGCGGCUAAAUCAGUGAUUUCAAACUAGCAACGUUUGAAGAUCAAAAACGCACGUCAUGAAGCUGGAGACGCUGAAAAAGCUGCCGGAGGACAGUUUGUCGCUGAUCACCAAAAAGGAUAACGGUGCGUGCCUAAACGACAUUGACACGUCCGAUUGUGAGAGGGCUCGCGUUUCUUUGCUGGGUGCGUCAGUGUUCUUUCGUGCAUGGGUCCGAUGAGGCUAGAGGCGAUUUUUUUUUUCGGAGAAUUCAAAAUUGCAUGCCUACCAAAUUUUCUGCCAAAUCGAAUCUAAUUUUUUACCGAAAAAAAUGAUUUUUUUUUGCACUCCAAAACUCUCAGCCUCAUAGACCGCCAAAUUUUCCCCGCAACGCAACCGAACGCAGAUGUUUCUUGUCUAGUCGAACGCACAUUUUUCCCUCCAUGCACUCGCGCACUUUUCUUUUUUUGUUUUUUGAAAAGUAUUUUCAGCUAUCGGAACUCGGAAAUUGAAUUGAGAGCUUUGAUAUUUUUUUGUUCACCCACAGUCGCACACACUUUCUUUUGGUUUUUCCAUAACUUUCUUUCAGUUGCCUUGCUUAUUUUUUUAAAUCUUUCUCUUUCCUAUUGACAAAAGUUUGAAAAGAGUAAUACAUAACUCUGCAUUAACCUCGUUACGCUUUGUGAUUUUUUUGAGUCAGAUUAAAAAUUAAUGAAAGGGUUUUAAAACGAUAGGAAACAAUAUAAAAGUUUGAGAAGUUAGUUUUUCUUCCAAAUUCUUUUUUUCUUAAAAAAACUUAUUGUCUAUUAAAAAAACGUUUUUUUGGUUUUUUUGAAAAAAAAGGCUUUCAUAACAACCCUUUCGAAAUUUUUAUCAAAGAUCUUGUGAGGCUUCUAAAUAUUCAACUUAGAGCAGUUUUUCAAAUUCAACUUAUAAAAAAAUCUUCAACUUUAUUCACAAGAGCUGGGUUGAUUAUCUUUCAGCUAAUGAACACGAGCCAACUCGAAACUCAACAAAAUUUUGAAACAAUCAUUUUCUAUAGCACUCUGUUGCACUAGCAAGUCCUCAAGACCGGACGCUGACCCUUUGCAGAAAUUGUCAACACGAUUCGCGCCGAGUUGAAGAAGGACGGCCUGACGGCGAGCAGCAGCUCUCCCAGCUCCAGCGCCGCACCGCCGGUGAGUGCCACUGGCGGUGCGACUAACGAGACAUGCAGCAGCAGCAGCAUCUCCCCCACCGGCCGGAGGUCGCCCUCGCACAGUCCACUCCUCCAGUCAGCGCUGCGAACGGAUCUUCUGGAUCAACCAACGGCUUCACCUAUGAGCUCUCACCCAUCCCAACACGUAAGUUUCAAUUCGAACUCAAAAAUUCAUCUGAAAAUAAAGUUCUUUCCCACUUCGAUGUGACUAUUCGGAACAUCGUCAUUGAAAAAUGAUAAAAUUAGAGAUACAUAUUUUAAAUCAUACAAAUCUGUGUUCCAAACUUAUUUUUCUUUCCUGCUACUCACUGAUUUAAUAAGUCAGUUUUACGCUUACAUUCACCAUUAAGCAAAAACAAUAGCAUAACUCCAAAAAAAUUUUUAAAUAUCUUUUUUUAUUUGAAUUAGAAAUAAGUAUUAUCCUGGUUUUUCGAAACAAAAAAAUUGAAAAAGUUAGGUUGAGGUUAUGAUGGAACAAAAAGAAAGAAAUGAGGAGAAGAAAUAAAUUUUUGGCACAAAUGAAAAGGGUAUUGUCAUAUUUUUGAAAUUUGGAUAAUAGCUCUUAACAAAACGGUUAGAAAUAUAACAGACAGAUCUAAUUAUUAUUUAGGUUAAGAGACGAAACGAAUUGAAAAAACAAAAAACUCGCUUUUUGGUUAUUAUUAAUUCGGUUCUUUUUCAGCCGGUUCUCGCGUCACCCAUAAGCAGUACAAAAAGCUUUUUGAUUAAUUCGCCUGCAUCAAUACCAGCGUCUUCUGCAGAUGUUCACAAUUCCCUUCUAAAAAGGUCAGACUUUUCAUGUUUUCAACAAGUAAUAUCAUUGUUUCAUUUCAAAGAAGAACGAGAAAUUGGUAUGAGAGCGUAAAAUGCAAAAGAAUUUCUGGAAACUGAUAAUCCCGGCUUGCUGGUUUAGAUAUAGUGUUAACAGUCCCACAAAAGCACUCGAAAAAAUUGAAAAAGGGACUAAAACGUUUCGUGCGUCAGCAGCAGCGGCUUGAAGGGUUUAGCCAGUACUAAGAAUUUCAUUUCUCUGAGUGCUGUAAAGUUUUAGCUUUUUUAUCAUCUUCUUAGCCCACGCAAUCAUGUUAUACUAAAAAAACUAUAAAAGCUUUCAAUUUUGUCAAAGUGCAGGCUUUUUCUGCGCUCUGCGAUGAGGUGGGCUUUUUUUUGCACUUUUUUGUUUCGGAAAGUUUUCAUAUAUCCGAGAAAAAGUACUGCAUAAAGAAUUCCAUCUGACAAAAAUGAUCCUUCCUUUUGUAAGGACCUAAUCUCAGUUCAAAUUGUGACUUUCAUUUGAGUCUAGGUUCCUCAGACGUAGUUCCGAAUUUAAACUUAAAAACUGCUGAAAUCUGUAAGAAAAGUUCUCGGCGUCAAGAAUGAAAGAAAUAUUAGUCAUUUAUUGCCGGGUCUUUUUCAGAAAGGCUUAUGAAAAAUAUGCUGAGAAUGACAGAAAAUCAACUGAUUGAGAAAACCUUUUUCUUUUUUUACACAAAACUUCUUGGCAUUUUCUAAUUACUGAAUAGGAGUAGACGUGAAACUAAUUUCAAGAUUAAAAGAACUUCAGACGUCUAGAAGUUGUUUUUUUUUACUUCUCAGUUUUUUUCUCUAUGGUUAGCUUACAAUAGCCGUGUUUAUCAAGCAUUUCAAAGAAAAAUCAAGGAACCUGAAAUGAAUUUUCCGGAACAAGAACCAACUGAACGGCAAACCUUAACCUCUGGGGGGUUUUUUUUUAAAACUUCUAUAGCAAUUCCCAAAAAACAGAGAAGAAUGUUCUUGUAAGGAUAGAUUAAAAUUACAGUUCCGAUUCCAACAACAGCACAAUUGAGUCAGCGACUGUGGAAAAUGGCUCAAGCGCUUUGAAACCGAUCCUUCCUGAGGUUGGUGUUCAUCAGAAGUUUCUCAAAAAACUUGAAAUACAACGAACAUCUCACCAAAUGGGAAUCAUUACUGAAAAACCUGAAAGAAUUCUAGUAUUUUUCAGGAUGAAAAGAAAGCUUACUGCACCUUGAAAUCCACAAAACCUACUGAAAAAAAAACAGCGUUAAUUGAAAUUAGGAGUUUUGAGCCUGCUUGAAAAAUCUAAAAACCCAGAAAAAAAAAAGUUACAUGAAACAUUUUUCGAGCAUAAAUCUGCAGUUUUUUUGUUUCGAAUUACUUCAAGUUGAGACUGUCUUACCACUGCUUUAACUUUGAGACUGUUUCCAAAAAAAAGGAAACUUGGCAACUUUUUCAGAAAUAUCAUUAUAUACGAUAAUUAAUGAUUCUUAUCACCUUGAAAAGUCCUGGAAUUAUAAACUGAUUAUUUAUCAUUUCUACUACAAAAAAACGGACGAUUGUGCUAUUCGCAGUUUGAGUUUCACCUGGAUGUUUUUCUUUUCUCAUAGUUUUCAGCAGCACAUACCACUUGCUAUUCAGAUGGAUCCAAAUAAUCAAGCUGGCGACAUCACAAACGGGGGACAACUCAGCGAAAUGACGGUUUAUUAUUCAGAGCUUGAGGACCUUUUUUCAAGAGACCAUGUUUAGUUGCUGCAAAAGAACGAAACACCUGUCGCUAAACCCUCCAAAAUUUGCUGUUUUUGCAUGGAUCUGUUCGAGUCGCAAAUUGAACUCAAAGUAUGUCACAUCUUCUGACAAUUCAUUCUACGUUGCUCACAGGUUCAUCAUAAUGUGGACCACUUCACUUUUCGCGACGGCAGCGAGUUUCGUUGUCCCCGGCAACAUUGCGGAAAAGUCUAUCCGAACCGGACCUGUCUUCGUGUUCACGUUCGUGCUCACUUUGUCAAGGAGGCUGAAGAGAAAGAAAAAGGUUUGGUGAUCAGCGAAUGUAUCCUGCAUGCAGUACAUACCAUUCACUAACGUACAUUUCGUCAAAUUCGGAAAAGGAUGCUCGUUUUCAGAUAAUUUGUUUUCGUUGAUUCACCAUAAGAUUUUUCAGCUCUCAAUUAGAUUUUAGAAUGAGAAUAUAAUUCAUUUCAGAUAUCUAAAUUGUUCAUUGAAAAAUUGUACUCUCGAAGGCUCAAAUCUCAAACAGCGAAAUUUUUUGGAAAGUUUCAGAGGAACAAAACGUGGAAGAAUAUGGAGUUUCGAAAGUUGAUUUUUGGAAGUCUAAAACGCAAAAUAUGAUUCACAAGUUGGAAAAACUUGCUGGUAUUUUAAGAGAAGCUAAAAAAUAUUUUAUGAAAAAUAAUUUCCGCUUUUGCAUUGCAGACAAAGAAAUUCUGAUCGAGCCGGUUCGCAUGGCUCCUCCAGAUGUCAUGAUCAGCCCCCGCUCGAUCACCAACGGAAGCGUGUCUGCCGGACCGACGUCUUCCGUCGCCGCCACGCCGCGCAAAAACGCUAACGAAGAUGCUGACGUAAGCAAAUGGUACGGAUUCUGCCCUUACCCAGACUGUUUGAAGCCAUUGUCGUUGCCUUGCACGCAUUGUAAACGUUUGUUCACCGACGCCGUUUCCCUGCAAGAACACUGGUUCGCCCACGUCUCCAGCAGGAUUCACGUCUGCGAGGUAAUCACUGGCUUCCCUUCUUCCAACAUCUACACUACAUAUUCCUUUUUGGUGGAGCACCGGAAACUUCAGGCCAAGUUGCAACUAGUUUUUUUUUCUGGAACAAACCGACGUGUGUUCGACGAUGGAAGCCGCUUGAAACCUUUGUUCAGGAUUUUAUUUUUAGGAAAAAAUAUUCAGAAAUCGAAAUGGGAGUUUGGUUUGCUUGGUAUCUUUAAGUGAUUGAAAUGGUUUUUUGGGUUUUUUUCUUCAACUUUUUGCCUGAGUUCCGAAAAAUUGAAUUUCAUAGAGAUUGAGUUGGAUGAUGCUUUUUUGCUUGAACUAACAUUUCUGAGAAUCAGCUAACGAGCAAAGUGCGAAUGAACGACAAUUUAAGAUUUGCUGGAAGUUAGAGGAGAUCUGCUUCAAAUCAAUGAUUUUUUUUUCUGUCUCUCGUCAUUCAUUAGGAUCAUGAACACAGGAAUUGGAAUUUUUUUGAAACGAUAGCGUUCGAGAAAAACUUGUCUGAAAUUUGGAUGGAAAAAUGAUUUGAAUUCGAAUCGAAUUGCUUUCAAAAACUUUCAAGUUUUUAACUAUCCGCUCUUCGCUCGUGAGUAUAAAAAGUAGAAAGAGGAGAACAGCUUCAAAAUUUCUCAUCACAUCAUUUUCAGACUUGCGACGCCGGAUUCACCACUCAAGAAGCGCUUGACAACCACAUUCUCAGUCACAAGAAAUAG